AUGGUUGGUGAUGACGUUGUUUUGCCCUGUCAGCUGGAACCUCCUGCAGAUGCUGCUCCAAUGAUCCUGGAGUGGGCAAAACCUGACGUGAAACCCAGAUUUGUCUUUGUGUGGCGCAGUGGUCAGGAACUUGUGGUGGAUCAAAACAACGACUACAAGGGAAGAUCGUCGCUGUUUAUCGACAGACUGAAGCACGGAGACGUUUCACUGAAACUCUCCAAAGUGAAAAUCUCUGAUGAGGGAACAUACAGAUGUUAUUUUCCAAAACUGAAGAAAAUAUUUUUUGUUGAGCUUCUUGUUGGUGCUGUCUCCUCACCUGGUAUCAGCUUAGUGGGGACUGACAGAUCCUCCAGCGUAGUGGUGUUACAGUGUGAGUCUAAAGGCUGGAAUCCACAGCCUGAAGUGUUUUGGCUAGACGAUGAGGGAAACUUCCUCUCUGCUGGACCUACGGAGACAGUCAGAGGUCCUGAUGGUCUCUAUACUGUCAGCAGCAAUGUGACUGUGGAGAAGAAAUCUGGCAACAGCUUCACCUGUAGAGUUCAACAGUCAAAGAUCCAUCAGAUCAGAGAGACACACAUUAUUAUUCCAGAUGAUUUCUUCAUGGCUCCAUCCAGUUGUGCUGCUUCUAUCACCACCAGUGUGUUGUUUAGCGUCAUGUUUAUUCUGGCAGUUGCUAUUUUUAUCUGGAAGUGGAGACAAUACAAAACUGAGAAGAAAGAAGAAGAAAAGAAUGACUUGGAGAAGGUGAUUGAUGAACUCAUGAAACAAAAUGAAGAACUGGUGUGGCAAAUGAAGCAAAUAACUGUCAACAUGGAGAAGGCAGAUGAAAUGGAUAGAGAGAACAGAAAAAAGAUUGAUGUAGUGGACAAAGAAAUAAAUGAGAUGAAGGGAGAUAAAACAGCAAACAAAGCACAGGGAUACUUAAAACUAAAAGACAUUAUCUCACAGGUCAACUGCAUCCAGGAUAAGAGGAAACAUGAACAAGAGAAACUGAUAAUGAACAAUGAUGAACUAAAGAAGGUAGAUAUAGAGUUAUAUAGAAUGACAGACAAGAAAAAGCAAGUAGAGAAUAACAUGGAGGUAAUUAAUGGACAAUUGGAGACGAUCAACAGGCAAAGAGAGGAGAUUCAGAAGAAACUUCAGUCAGAAGAAAAAGGGAAGAAGUAG
Molecule: messenger RNA, 1167 nt
Organism: Scomber japonicus (chub mackerel)
Lineage: Eukaryota; Metazoa; Chordata; Actinopteri; Scombriformes; Scombridae
Product: butyrophilin subfamily 1 member A1-like
Exons: 4
Coding region: 1-1167 (388 amino acids)
Source: RefSeq, a predicted model, not a curated record